GCCAACGCCACUGUGACGACAGGCGCUGCGGAGAGUUCGGGGAGCGCUGCAGCUGCCAAGGCUGCGCCGAAGGCGCCGAGCAACCAGCCCACUACGAAGGGCGACGUUGGGAAGGGAACAGAGAAGGGCGUCAGAACGUUCCUUGAGGGAGCAUACUUUGCGAUGCCCAUAGUCGCACCUUCCUUCGUUGAGUCGGGAGAGAAGAUCUAUUGGCUUCUCGACUCUGGGAGCUCGUACCAUGUGGUUUCCCAGGCGACGCUUGAGAGUGGACACGUCAAGGUUUUGUCGAGAAAGAAGCGACCGAAGACUGUGUGCCAGACUGCCACUGGCGACCUGGUGGAAGUGGGAAGCGACACCCACGCGACGAUCGAGGUGAAUUUUCUCACCACUCGACAUUUUGAGCAGCGAGGAGGAGUUCUGAGCACCUUUGCGUGCACCUGUCGUCUAGAAGCGGUAGUUAGCAGCGAAAUCAAACACAACCUGAUAAACCUCAACCUCCUCUGUUGGAGAGGCUGGAAGCCUACCCUUUACCGGGGUCUCUUAACAGCGGAACGUAAGGAGGUGACGCUGCUUCCAGCAGUGUUCGGCGACUGCACAUGGCUUCAGAGUGUGAUGGCUGAUUCUUCCGCGAAGCUCACGCUUGCGAGUGUCUCGUCGUCUUGCGGUCUGUCGAGUGGUAGGUCUCUUGAGUUUUCCUCACCUGAGAAACAGCAUGAGCAUGAGUUUUCGCACGAUGAGCUUGAUUUUUCACAGCAUGGGCAUGAUUUUUCACGACAACAGCAUGAAACAGCGCAUGUUGAACCGAGUGUUUUGCCACAUGCUUGCGAGGACUCUGUUGGGCAGUUGGUAGGUCAGUCGUCUUGCGGCAGCUCAGGAGUGCAGUUGGUAGGUCAGUCGUCUUGCGGCAGCUCAGGAGUGCAGUUGGUAGGUCAGUCGUCUUGCGGCAGCUCAGGAGUGCAGUUGGUAGGUCAAUCGUCUUGCGGCAGCCCUGGAGUGCAGUUGGUAGGUCAGUUGCCUGCUAGAGUGGUAAAGCUUUUGCAAUCGAGUGCCGUGGAUCCAUCUUCUUCACCUUUGCGCUCGGGGACCACAUCUUCCGAUCGAGGCCAGUGGGUGCAGCCGGGUUUUAGUGAAUCUUCAGUGCAGCCACUGAUGAAGGCCAGUGCGAAGAAGGGCUGGACAGGCCGGGCGGAAGCAAUGGAGAUAUCCUCCGACGAGGAGGUAGGGGGGCCACCUGCCCCAAAGGCGACUGGGGUGAGCCUCGCGGACCGGGUCAACAGCUUCAGUUGGACCCCUCCUUAUAUUGCCCCAGAGGGGAAGUGGUCAAGCCCUCAGGCCCUGAGCCACAACAGCCGCAACUACUGCGAGUACUGCAUGGUCUGCGCGAAACACGCGACGGAGGCUCAUUUAAUGUCCGACAGCCACAAUCACCACAUGAAGUCGUGGAUCGCCAGGAACCGCCCUGGUUUGAGGCUUCUACCGGACAGGCUUUCCGAUCCCGAAAGGAUCGAUAUGAUGAUCCAGCUUCGUAUGCCGGACUUGGCCGAGCCCGAGAUCAAGAAGGCGAGGGAGCUAGUUCUCCGACUGGCUUGGUUCAGCAACCAACCGGCGAAGGCGGGAGCCUCAACUUUGCCGCCAGAGGACAACUCGGAAGCCACAGCCAAAUCCAGCAAUGCACUUCCGGGAGUCUGGGCGGAACCAUCAGAGCCUCCGCGAGCAGUGGAACGCCGUGUGCUUCCAACGGAGCCAGAGACACGACGGGUGAAGGCCAGGGGGCGGCCUUGGCCAGACACUCUGGGAGUCCAGCAGCGCUCGACCCAACAACUGGAGGGAGCGCGGGCAUUAACUCCACUGAGCGAGGGAGUAGCAGCCCAGGCCGUUUUCACCUCACCUGUCAAGACACCACCAGGGUGGACGCCUCCGAAUUCGCCUACGGACUCGGAGAACUGGGGGGCUCGUCGGGUCUAUGAUGCCCAAGACGCCGCCCAAGACGGCGCCAUUGGAGGCACCUGCGGAGGAGGACACCGAGAUGGCCGAGGACACAGGGAUGGAGCAAGAAGCGCCAUCGCCACCCAAUGUGUCGCCGAGUGUGCCGCCUCCGGCACCUCCGCCACCACCGGUUUCGGCUCCACCAACAUAUUCGUGGGUGCCGCGCAGCUACCCACCUCCGGGUGCAGUGCUGAGUUCGCACAGCGGCGAGAGCUUACACACGAGGAUGAGGCUCGGGAUCUGUACGGAGGCAGAAGCAGACUCCUGGAGGAUUGCAGCGGAGAUGGCCACAGAAUCUCGGCGAGUGCGUCCGCGCACCGCAUUGCCGAUCCCGCCUCCUGCUCCUACCGUGAGCCGGCCUACUUCAAGCCCAACGGGGAGCGUUCUGGGGCCACCAUUGGCACCACCACCGGCACCUCCAUCGGGAAUGUGGGUUAUCAACCCGCCGCCACUUCCGCCAAGGAGAUCUUCUCGCAGCCCGACCCCGUAAUCGUCUCACAGCUUUCGAAGCCCGACGCCAUGAAUAAUGGCCUUUUUGCUUUGCCAACGCACCAGCAUGCAUGGAAACAUUCUAGAGUGCACGCUUCGUGUGAGUUCUGCGGUCAGCCAUGCCCAGUUUUCAGUUCCGCUGCUGUUGUUGCCCCGUUGCAGGAAGAGGACCCCCUCAACCAGAAGAAUCACAACAAGGAGCCCAAUACGCAACCAGAGGGUCCGGCCGGUUUGGGUUUAGCAGCAGGGCAGGGAGAGCUGAUCAUGUCACAAGAUCCGGAGACACGCCGUGAGCUGCACAAGCGCCUGUCACAUGUCUCUCAGGGUCACGUGCCAUACUGGGCGAGCUGUGAAGCUUGCAACAGAAGCCGAGGGCUGACGCCAGCCCGCAUGCGAAGUGACAGACCCGAUAAAGAGUAUCAGGUAGAGCAGUUCAUGUAUCGCUCUCGGUGCUUUAUUAUUCUGGUGCAUGUGCUUGCUUUUGCGAUUGGAGUGACGUUCCGACCAGAAGGGAUGAGUGGACGCGAAUCAGCCGGGCAUCUCGAGCCGUGGCUAGCUCAUUUUGGGUUAGGCCAGAGCGCUGCUCCUAAGCCCUCCUUCUACUCAGAUCCGGAACCGCUGACCAUCAGCAUUGCACAGGCCCUAGCGGAACGGUAUGAGGGACACAGUGAAAGUUUUGCUCCGGAGCGCCACGCUCCCGUUGCUGAACGAGCAGUGCGAACCUUGAAAGGGAUUGUGUCUUCUCACGAAUUACAACUCCGUGAAAAUGGUGUUGUCCUCGGAGAUGAUCCGGGUACUUUAGAGUUUCUUUUUAGAUACGCGGCACACGUGCACAAUCGAUUUGCAGUGUCGGUCGGGAACACCAUGUCUCCUUUGCAGAAGCUGCGGGGCCACGACCACAAGCCCCAGUUGACCUAUCCCUUCGGGGCUGUCGUUUUCGCAAAGGUCAGCCGUUCUAGCAAAGAGGAGGUUGAUACCAAGUAUGCCCGCGGGGUGUACCUGGGUCCUGUGCUUGGUUCUACCGGGCACCAGGUGCGUAUCCGGCUGGAUUCUGGAGAAACCAAGUUGAUUGUUGCGCCGGGUCUGAAGUUGCUCUACCCUCUUCGAUACGAUGCUUCGUUGCUUGACGGUGCCAGGCCUCUGGAAGGCUUUGUGCCACCUUUGGAUGAGGAGCGCUUUCGCGAGCUCCACCUUCCCUAUGUGCCGGGAGGGGGACCCUCCAAAGAAUGGAUCCGCGAGAACGGUGGCACCCCUAAGUGCCCCGGAUGCUCCGAAGAGGCCACGUCCUCUCGCCAUUCAAUAAAGUGCGUCCGGCGCUACCAGCGAUGGCUCCGAGAUGCUGUGGACAACGCUCUUGAAGAGCUUGGUCGGGACCCUCCGCCCGCUCAAGGCCCACCGGCCAAGCGGGUUCGAUUCGGUGAUUCGGAAGUUCGUGAGUUUCCGGCGCCCUCGGCGCCCUCAGAGCAAGAAGUAGAAGUACCACAGAUCAGUGCGGAGGCCAACGACCAUCUUAGUGACUACGAGCCCUCGUUGCCCUCCGAGGACGAGGGAGAAGAUGAUCUGAUGGGUGUCGCCGAGGUACCGAAGGAUGAUCGCCCCGCGAUUCGGUUAUUGGAGGAAAUGUGGGCCUGCGGCUGCGUCCGCUACGUUCCCACUCCCUUGACCGCGUGUGAUGUGUAUGAUUUGCAAGCGUUUUGCUCGUUGCUUGUCGACGGCCGCUCCUCUUGCGAUAAGUUGCCGUACUCUUGCAUUGCGUUGCUUGAGCAUGAGCGUGUGGAGCAUGACGUUGGUCGGCCUCGGAGUUCCUACGACGACGUCGAUGGAAUUCAGCUAGACAACAAAGAGAGCUGGGAAGGAAUGAAGACUGAGGUCAAGGCCGUCGACUCUUUGCAAGUCGGCCUCCUUCGUUCCAGGUCUGAGGUUGAUCGCUACCAGGAAGAGAACCCAGGGUGCCGCGUGAUAAAGUCACGGUGGGUGCUGACGCAGAAAGCCCCAGGGCUUGUCAGGGCACGCCUCGUGGCGAAAGACUUCGCGCACGGCAGGCCUUCUGCCCUUGAUCUUGGCCUCUCCUCGAACACCGCGAGUGUGGAGGCACUCAAGCUCAUACUUUCGAGAGCCGCGAAGGGAGCGUCUAGUGCUCUGUACCAGCAGUUGGCAAAUUCCAUACAUUCGGAUGCGCAUAUCCAGCGGAUCCUGGCAGGAUUCUCAGUGAACACUGUGCUUCGCUAUUUGUCGGCAUGGUCUCAUUUCUUGGUGAAUCUUGAAGGGCUCGGGUAUACGCUUGAGCUUCUCGACGGGGUAGUCAUGGCUGAUAUUCUGGUUACAAUGACUCUUGAGAAGCACGGUGAUCCGACGCUGGGAGCGGGUACGCAUAUGACUAUAAAAGCUCUGCGGUGGCUAUGCAGGAUUGGCCAAGCUGAGUUUCUUCGUUGCGCUUAUGACAAAGUCAUUGAUUCAUUUCUGAAGACAAAGAUUCCAUCGGAGCGUCGGGAGAGCUUCCCGCUACCGCUAUUCGUUAUCCAACUUUGGGAGAGACGGAUCCUUAUGCGGCAGUCCAGCAUUCAAGAAAUCAUAGUGCUAGGCACGCACACCUGGAUGAGUAAAUAUUUGCACGCGCUUGACAAGCUGGCAUAUCGGCACCAGCAGGAGUUUCCCGAGGCAGACGCCCCAUCUUUUAUGUUACCAGCUCUGGACUCGGAUGAGGAUGAAGACCAGUGUGACGACACGGUUGAGUCGUUGGGCACUGCUGAAGAGUUUCUCCUCGGCUCCACAACCGGUUACGCAUUCACACAUUUGUCCCAUCCUCAAGCAGAUUGUGCCGUAGGAGCUGCCCUGACCUUUGAGGGGCUCCCCGAGGACGUCAUUCAAGUUGCCAUCGAUGGUGGGUGGACGGCCUCGGCUUUCAAGAAUUCAGUUGAGACCCAAACGGAGUUGGAAGCCAUCCUGGAUGAAAUUUUUCCGGGUGUUGUUCUGACUAGACUGCAAAAAUCGCAGAUUCGAGCGGUUUGGGCCAGCAUGCAAGCACCAGCAGCAUCAAUUUCUCCCUCGACGACGGUCGCAUCCUCGGCUGCUGACGGGAGCUGGGUUGAAAGCUUUGCUCCAAAGAUGUCAUCAUCAAAGUUGUCUGAGCUGAAGCAGCAGUUUCUCAAAUCCUAUCCGAGUGAGAUUCUUACGCCAUCAACACUGCCAUCAUUGCGGUUGUUAUCAUUGGCAGCUCACCAGGAAGCUAAACAUGAGUACAAGUGGAUACCAUGGAAGCUUCGCAUGUCAGAUGAGAGGGCCUCCGAGUUGCUCAUCUCCCGCCCAGCCAAACAGCCCCGGUUGGAAAUGUUAGGAUUGUCCAGUCUCAUUCUGGACGAACCACCAUCCAUCGAGAUUAGUGACGGCACCAUGGGGGUUAGCGGUGUGCAACGGAUCCUUGCCGUGCAUGAUACGGCCCUGGCUAUGGUUGGCUCAGCCCAUCUUGCACGCCUCAAAGCGCAUAGCUCUAAGUUUGUGCAUCUGCUGUCACAGCGCUUUGAUCCCGCAUCCGGCCUUCGGCCACCUAGCAUAUCGGAGGCUCAGCAGGCCGACUGUAGGAUGUGGCAGUGUAUUUAUGCGUUGGUCAGUGACAAAGGAUGGACACUGAACGAUGCGCUCCAUGAGUAUACGGAGGUCAGAGGUGAGUUGAGUACUCUGUUGCAGGCUCGCCCCAAACCCGCACAGGUGAAAGGUUUGGAAACCAAGGGUAAGGGCAAGUUGGGUAAGCUGAUGGCCACUGCAUUUGCUUCAGGCGGAGGCAAGAAUACAGGCAAGGGUAAGGGUAAGGAGAAAGGUCCAGGGGCUGGUAAAGGCAGGGAUGCAAAUGCGCCCGGUCGCCACAUCAGCUUUGUGAAGGAGAUCCAGGUGGGAUCUGAGCGCAAGGGAUUGUGUGUGCAGUGGCAAAUGGGACGGGAGCGCCUGUGGGAGUAA
This is a messenger RNA of Symbiodinium sp. CCMP2592, 6426 nucleotides long. Lineage: Eukaryota; Dinophyceae; Suessiales; Symbiodiniaceae. The record is from the annotation of a GenBank genome assembly.